This is a messenger RNA of Kwoniella shivajii, 2259 nucleotides long. RefSeq lists its product as uncharacterized. Lineage: Eukaryota; Fungi; Basidiomycota; Tremellomycetes; Tremellales; Cryptococcaceae. Bases 1 to 2259 code for a protein of 752 amino acids. The record is from RefSeq and is a predicted model, not a curated record. The transcript is spliced from 4 exons.
AUGACACCUAUCGUACCGUCUCGUCCUAGCAAUCCUCAGCGCAAUUCAUCUAACAUCUCUCAGUCCUCUUCUUUUCGGUCACUCUUCACGCAACCUAAUAAACAAAUAAGACCGUCUACUCCAAAAGUGCACGAUAAUCAUAUACUACCAGUGAAAGACUUUCCACCACAGACCGAGAGAAGAAGAUCAUCCUUACCUGACGCAGAUGUGCCUGAAUUAGAAUUGGAACCUGUUUCAUCGACAACAGGGGUCGAUCAAUUCACCAAUAGCAAUAAUAUUGGAACCAAACAAAUUUCGAGAGAUUCUUCACUCAACCAUAAAAGAUCACAUUCGCUCAGAAGGAAGCCUGUUCCAUCGUUACUUGUCGCUUCAUCAUCAUCCUCAUCAUCGCACAACCAAGUUCUGCCUCCUGAUCAUCCUUUUGCCACUGCACACAAAAAACAUGACAGUGGCUCCAGCUCCAAAAACACGUCCAUGUCUGGGAGAACCACUCCCGUGAGUGGAAGGAAUACACCUACAAUCGCCAACGUACAUUCUCCAGACAGGGGAAUGGGCAGGACCCCUCCUCCACCCAAAAGGAUUGCUGGUCAAGCAAAAACAAACGAGGAAAAACUGGUCAUUAGCAAAAAGAAUAAUAGACCCGAUACUGCUGGUACAUUCGGAGGUAGAAAGUCUGUAGAAGCAGAAAGGGACAACCAAAGGCCAAUUUCCGGGCUUGUAGAUAAGGAAGACGCCUUGCAUGCUCGUAUGAUCUCUCUUUCAUUGGAUCGUUCACUCCCUCCCAGCCCCUUAGACAUGGGACAUAACUCUUUAGAUCAAACACCCAUGCCUUUCGGCAUGGUGACUCCGAAACCCGUUCUGUCGACCGUUGAUAUCAAUACCUCACGCAGUGGUAACCCUGGAGAUAGCACAAGUUCUUCGAAGAGAAAAAAGCAGUCACUUGCCAUUCCAGGAUCUGCGCCCAUGAUGACAGGUGGAGGAUCGUCAGGCUCGAAAUCCCGUUCUAAGAUAUUUCCCAGGUGGGACAGUACUGAAAAAGUGAAAGCUGAACCUUCCAAAAACACCAAAAUCACCAAUGAAGAGGAAUUUAGCAUUGAUCGCCUACCAUCCAAAAAGGCAUUAUGGGAAGCUGGAACUUGUUUCUUGCGAGAUGAAAAUGGGGACUUGAAAUGCUUCGGUGAUUUCUUCCCACGCCUUCCUGUAGAUGCGACAACCAUUAUCGACGAUCAUCAAUCCAAUGGCAAGGGACCGAGCUCAAUCUUAUCCGAAGCUAUGGAGAAGUCGGCUUCGUAUGCGGGAUCUAUUAGCACCAACGCAACCUCAUCGAGGAAAAUAGUUAAGACUGUUGUCUUCUUUAUCAGGCACUUCUGGUGUGGUCAAUGUCAAGAUUACACUUUCGCUUCAUUAUCGCUUCUUGAUCCUGUGGCUUUGGAGAGAGCCGGAAUACGUGUUAUCAUUAUCUCAAACGGAAGUUGGAAGAUCAUCAAGGCUUACAAGAAGCUUUUUAAUUGCCCUUUCCCGAUUUACGUGGAUGGCCCGAGGCGGCUUUAUCAACUGAUGGGCAUGACCAAGAUGACCAAUGAUUUUGGGCCCAUGUUCAAAGGGCGUGCUACAUACCACCAACGUCCUGUACCCACGCAGUUAUUACAUGGUCUAGGCAACGCAUUCUUCCGUAUGCCUCUUGCCAAUCCUGGCACCCUUACACAACUGGGGGGAGAAUUCAUCUUAACACCGGGAUGGGAAUGCGAGUUUGCACAUCGUAUGACUACGACUUCAGAUCACAUGGAAGCGCCAGAAGUCCUUCGUCUAGCGGGCUGCACUCACCCCACCAAGUCCGAUCUUGUUGAACUCGAAUUGGCGGAUUCGCAGAAAUCAGAAUUACAAAGGCUGGAAAGGGAAAUGAAAGAAUGGCAAGAAGGAAAAACGGCUGAAAUCGAACGAAUUCGCCAAAAGAAAGAAGCUAGACGAGGUGUUGCUUAUUCUCCUUCUGACCAGGAUCCAGAUUUCUUGAUGAGCCAAACUCACGAUGAACAAACUGCUGAACUGCCGUUAUCAGAAUCUAUCAGUCAAGCUCUGAACGCGCUUGGGGAUAUGACUAUAACAGGCGAUGAUGCUAGUAAAUCAGAAUUCGAUGCAAGAUUGCAAGGAGUCCUACGUGAACAAGAGGUGAAGGAAAAGGAAAAGUUAGCCGCUGGAGAAUUGAUGUUGGUGAGGGGCAAGGGAGAUUUAGAGGUCGGCAUGGAGUCGCAAAUUGUAUAG